ACAGCAGUGAUGCAAGCUUGUCGAUAUGGGCACUGGGAAGUUGUACAAACUCUUCUAAUUUUCAGAUGCAAUGUAAUGAGAGCAGACUACCUUAGCGGUCGGACUGCUCUCCAUUUUGCUGCUGUAAAUGGUCAUGUGAGAUGUCUUAGACUUAUUGUGGCCGACUUUGUUCCUAGCGUUCCCUAUGAGGCUAUUAAUAGUCAGACCGAUGCUAGCAUAAGUGACGGUGCAAAUGUGAAAAACAGAUGUGAACAAGGUGCUUUGUCCAAGUUUAUAAAUAAGGCAGCUGAUGGUGGCAUUACUGCUCUUCAUAUGGCAGCACUGAAUGGAUAUUAUGAUUGUGUUCACCUUCUUCUUGACCUCCAUGCUAAUGUUUUGGCGGUAACAUUUCAUUAUGGAACCUCUAUGGAUUUGAUUGGAGCUGGAAGCACACCAUUGCAUUAUGCAGCUUGUGGGGGUAACUUGAAGUGCUGUCAGAUCCUCCUUGCAAGAGGUGCUUCUCGGUUGACUUUGAAUUGCAAUGGGUGGCUUCCUCUAGAUGUAGCCAGAAUGUGGGGACGCCACUGGCUUGAACCUGUUCUAGCUCCCAAUUCUGACUCAAUAAUACCGAGAUUCCCCACUUCCAACCACCUAUCCUUGCCCCUAAUGAGUGCAUUAAACAUUGCCAGAGAAUGUGGUUUUAAGUCUAUGGGAGUGACCUCCGACGAUGGGGAUACUUGUGCCGUCUGUUUGGAGAGAGUAUGUUCAGUGGCAGCUGAAGGAUGUGGACAUGAGCUUUGUGUAAGAUGUGCACUCUAUCUUUGUUCGACUAGCAAUAUCCAAUCUGAAAUGACUGGCUCAUCAGGCUCGAUUCCGUGUCCCCUUUGCAGACAUGGAAUUAUAUCUUUUGUAAAAUUGUCGGGUGCCAUGACAAAGGAAAAACAACUUCAUUUGUCUCUUAGCAUGUGCAAUCCAUGCAUUCUUCAUACCCGUGAUGCUGAAGAUCAGGCUUCAACUUGUACGCCAGAGAUUCGGAAGAAUCGAGUGGCUUCAGUUUCUUCAGAUGUGUUCUGCCCGGUAACUUGCAACCCAUUUCCUUCUGCUGCCAUUCCUUUGUGUACGUGCAAUGAUGGUCCAUGCCCGACCUUCGAGUCCCGGAACGUUGGAACGGAAGAUGAAUCCCCUCGUCACUCACAAACAACGCCAAUAGACCAGGACAAAUUGGGAGGACCAAGACCAGAAAGAACUAGCUGCUCAAGCAUGUUUUGGGGAAGAAGAAGCUGUAGCAGGGAGAACCAAUGCAAUUCAGAAAUAAACGCUUGACAUGGCUCGUCGGUAUCGGGUUAGUCAUCUCGACGAAACUUGAGAAUUUAUAUUAACCGCGGUACAUUCUGGAAGUUGCAGUGGAUACAUUUAUAUCUAUGUCGUGGAAACAAAGUUGGGCAUAACGUGGUUCGUUUUUCUUAUUUUUGUGCUCCCAAUUUUCGUCAUGGCUUUAGGAGGCCUGGUUGGUGUGAAUAAUUUGUUUGGCAUAGCCAGCAAUUUUGAGCAUGUUCUGCUUUAACUCAAUUGCUGCUGCCUGUACUAUUAGGUUAGGGAAGGUUGUAAAAUUUGUAUGUUGAAAUCUUUUAGAUACAUUUUUAUAAUUGAAUGAAUGCCAGUAGGAGAAAGCAAAGAGAAUUCUAUUUAUUACAA
Momordica charantia (bitter melon) is the source of this 1674-nucleotide messenger RNA. The record is from RefSeq and is a predicted model, not a curated record. NCBI's taxonomy places the organism in Eukaryota, Viridiplantae, Streptophyta, Magnoliopsida, Cucurbitales, Cucurbitaceae.